CUGCGUCCUUCUCCAACUGGGUCAAGUGACCACUGCACUCACUACUCCCCAAGGCCGCCCUUCUAAUUAACCGCUCCGAUGACCCCAUAAUGUCACGAGUGCAUAUCCUCACCCCUUGAGCGUCGGGACGUCUGGUGGAGCGGAGGCGCCGGCACGUCGUGGCGUCGUUCGUAACCUCGAUGGUCGCGCACGUUGUUUGCUGUAUACUUCUUUUCAUUUUCAUCUUGGACGGUCACGUCAACAGUAUGCUGGUGCACUUGUGGUUUCUCACGUUUGCGGUCGUCGGGGUGCAGAGGGGCUUUUCUCUCAAAUGCUACAGCUGCCUCUCCAGCGAACCCCGCGAUGCUUGCAUCAAGCUGGACAAGAGCAAAAUUCCCCUAAAAUCUUGCGACAUCACCGAAUUGGCGCAAACAGAGCGCUAUGCCAAGCAAAUCCAAGAAGACAUGGGAAGACUAUACGAAGUCCACGCAGCCCAGGAGCCCCUCUUUCCUCUAAACUGCUUAAAACAAGAAAUUCUGCAUGGAAAUAAACACUACGUUCUGCGAGGUUGCCAGCUCGCCAGGAGCGACAACUUGGAUAUCUGUCUCAAGGUGAAGAAGGAGAAGGACGAUAAUGAUAAUCUUCGUAUGAAAUAUUGCUCCUUGUGCAGCGGGGACGGCUGCAACGCCGCCGUCCAGAAGGGUCCUCUGAUGUCGUUGGUCGGCACAAUCGCUGCGACGCUUGUCACUUUUUUGAUAUAUUACCGAAUGUAAAAAAAAUACGGAGAAUAGGAUUAGGUUAGGUUUAGAUUAUUUGUAAGCUUGGAUAGACUCUCUUUUGUACAUAUUAGGUGGAUUAAGUGCGAUUUUUGCUUGAAGUUGGGCUGAGAGGGUUCCGGUGCUUGAUUUGGGGUGGGUAAAUGUAAGAAUAAAGGUGUUUUAAUACGUGGAAA
Molecule: messenger RNA, 931 nt
Organism: Zophobas morio
Lineage: Eukaryota; Metazoa; Arthropoda; Insecta; Coleoptera; Tenebrionidae
Exons: 3
Coding region: 180-752 (190 amino acids)
Biological process (GO): positive regulation of voltage-gated potassium channel activity; sleep; regulation of synaptic transmission, cholinergic
Source: RefSeq, a predicted model, not a curated record